AUGGUCAACUUCACCUUCGUCCCUCAGGAUAAUCCCGACGGUCGAUCUCGGCGAUUGCGCAAUAGGACGGCAUGUGACAGAUGCCGGAUGAAAAAGAGACGUUGCUAUCAUCAGCGUCAGUCCACCUCAAAUUCAUCGGAAGCGCCUGCCACCGUGGAAAGCGUGCGAGAUUCGCCUGAUCGACCAAGAAAACGAUUCGGCAACAGCCAACCUCACCCUGGCCAUGACUGGGACGACAGCGAGUCGCCGUCUGUGAAUACUGGUACUUCAACAAAUCUGCCUCGCGGCACGGGAACACGAGACAGAAGACAUACCAUACCCGAUACUCGGCCGCUAUCACCACCGAACAGACUUGCUCAGUCAAGCAGCCAUGUUGCAUUUGAUGCGAAUGAAAGCGAUGCGUCGCCGCGUUUUGUUGGCGACUUGAACCCCGAGGCCAGGCUCAUAGAUGGGAGCACUCCAUCAGAAGAAAUGCUAGGUACAUCGCCCGGAAUGGUAGGUGUAUGGGUUCAUGCGCAACCGCACGGCAGACCUAGCCCUCUUGCCCGCAAUAUUGCCGCUUCCACGCACGUGUCCAGUCAAUCGCUUCAACAAGUCCCGGAUUUCAUUAGAAUCGAGGACCUACUGGCCCUAACGAACCUGUACUUUGCCGACAUACACCCCAUCAUUCCUCUUCUUAAUGAACAGGAGUUUCGAACAUUGCUGACUCGCAACUCUGUGCCCGUGCCAUUGCUCCAAGUGGUGUGUCUCCUCGCUGCCAAACAUCAUGCAGCGGCACCGCACUUGAGACUGUCGCCAGCGCCAGAGCAAACCCUGUCUGUCCGUGCAUUCUGUUCGAAGUUGUACCACUUGGUCACGUCGUCACUUUCUGGCAAGACAAGUCUCAAGAAGAUUACCUUGAUCCGAGUACUAGGACUUCUUUCGCUCCACCAUGAAGGACGGGAUGGUGCGGAAGAGUCGUCUAGCCACAUUGCUCAAGCCAUUCAUCAUGCACAAACCCUUGCACUGCAUCUACACCGUCCUAGUGAUGAAGGCUACGAAAUGAAGAGACUAUUUUGGUGUCUCUGGACACUGGACAGGCUCAACUCGGCCAUUCACUCUAGGCCGUGCCUCAUCAAUGACAUAGAUACGGCCAUUGAGCCUCUGACUCCAGCCGAGUCUGGAUCAGUCGCCUUUGAUAUAUGGUUUAGGAUAUCCAAGAUGCUUAGCACUGCUAUCGGCCUGUACCGUCCGACAAAUGAUGCUUCCAUUGUAGAAGUUGACUUGGAAUACCACGGGUUCGAACAGCUCGUGGAAGAGUGUCGGGGAUGCGACCUCUCCCCCUCCACGCUCGCCACUCUACGUAUAUUCUUUCUCGCGGCAGCAAUCAUCUCGCAUCGCUUGAAAACUAUCCAGAAUUUGCCCAGCGUUACACCUGCUAGACUCAGGCAGCAAUUAUCCUCGAUUCAAAUCAUUCGCUACAUGAAAGACGAAAACCGCAUCAACUCACUGCAUCCCCUCCCCGUCGUUGUCUAUGCGGCAUCGUUGGCCCUUUCUGUCUUUUAUCAGCAUCUGAGAUAUAGUCGAAUAGCCCUAGAGCAAGAAGAGGCGCACCAAGAUUUCAACACGGCCUGCUCAAUCCUCCAAGCUCUGCAACGAAAAUGGAGCGCUGCCGAUGCCAUGGCAUCAUUGGCGCAGAAGGUGUCAACGGAGCUGAAAAAGCUGCCAAGUUUCGCCCUUCUUCAAAUUGAGAGGGAAGAACCACACCGUAAUAACAACCAAGAAAGUGAACACGAUCUCCAGGCCUUGGGACCCAGUGCGGUUAACGAGCAUCCGAACUCUGCGGCAGCGCCCGACCAGCAAGGUGGCCACAUGGCCAUGUGGAGACCGGACGGAAUUGAUCUGUUUGGGGGCAUGGACGACAUGUCAUGGAUGUAUUUGGAUCCUCAGAAUCCAGUCAGCUUUGAUAGUCUUCCAUUUACAGACUGGGAUGCCGUUUUUGCCGAAUCACAAGAGCUUUGA
Molecule: messenger RNA, 2001 nt
Organism: Pestalotiopsis fici W106-1
Lineage: Eukaryota; Fungi; Ascomycota; Sordariomycetes; Amphisphaeriales; Sporocadaceae
Exons: 3
Coding region: 1-2001 (666 amino acids)
Biological process (GO): DNA-templated transcription; regulation of DNA-templated transcription
Molecular function (GO): DNA-binding transcription factor activity, RNA polymerase II-specific; zinc ion binding; DNA binding
Source: RefSeq, a predicted model, not a curated record